UGGAGGCAACAAGUUGGGCCCGAUCUGUAUCCAGUCCUUCGUCUGCUUUUGCCUCAUAAAGACAGGGAAAGAGCCACAUAUGGCUACAAGGAGGUGACUUUGGCGAAAGCAUUCAUCCAGGCAUUCGGAAUGAGCGAGAAAUCUAAGGAUGCUCAGUCACUGAUUAAUUGGAAGAAACCGGACCCCGACCCGCAUGCAUACGCGACAGGAGAUUUUCCGAGCGUUCUGUAUCAAACUAUCGCCACACGAUCUUCAGUCGUUACUGGAACAAUGACGAUAGGGGAUCUUAAUGACCUGCUGGAUGAGCUUAGCCAGGGGUUCCGUCCAAGUGGUAAAGAUGCCGAACGAAGGUCAGCUGCUCUCCGCGUUGUUGGGAAUAAGUGUACUGCGAACGAGAUUCGCUGGAUAGUCCGAAUCAUACUCAAAGAUUUAGGCAUCGGCGUGAAAGAGACCACCGUGUUCUCUGUGUUCCACCCCGAUGCAAUCGAUCUUUUCAGCACUUGCUCUGACCUGAAGAAAGUUUCCUGGGACCUCGCUGAUCCCAACUACCGCCUGCAUGAGGAGGAAAAGGCCGUUCGCCUUUUCAAGCCAUUUCAGCCGAUGCUUUGUGGCAGGACGAAGACUCUUCGGGACGCAGUAAAGCUAGGCUUCUUCAUGGAAGAGAAAUUGGAUGGAGAAAGGUUGCAGCUCCACAAGCGUAGAAAUGAAUUCUUUUACUGUUCAAGAAAAGGGAAAGAUUACACAUAUCUAUAUGGCGGAAACAGAAGUGAAGGAUCAUUGACACCAUUUAUUGUUGAUGCGUUUCAUUCCAAAGUAAAGGAUGUCAUCCUCGAUGGGGAGAUGUUGGUAUGGGAUCCAAGCAUCGAGAAGUACCUUCCGUUUGGCAAGCUUAAGACGUCGGCACUUGAUAAAUCAAAUGAUCCCGACAAGCCUCGACCAUGUUUCAAGAUUUUUGACCUUCUUUACAUCAAUCUCGAGGGGGCUCGCGCACCUACUUUAUUAACCCGGAAGACGUUAAACGUCAGGUUGCAGACCCUUAAAAACCUUGGAUUAUUCAAGGAGGUACCCGGUCGUUUGGAAUUUGUGACGCAACGAGUUGGCAAAACCGCUGAAGAUGUGGAGAGCUUCUUGGAGGAUAUUGUAGAAGAAAGGGGUGAGGGACUCGUGCUCAAGCGAAGUCAAUCUGCAUACAGUCUAGGAGGUCGUGAAGGCAAAUGGUGGGCGAAGGUGAAGCCUGAAUACAUGGACAACAUGGGAGAAACCGUCGAUGUCCUGGUUGUGGGUGGGUGGAUACGUGGACGCGUUUCGACGCUCAUCUGCGCCGUUCGGGACGACUCCCUUCCCACGAUACAAGGAAGUGAUCCCCAUGACGAUGACGAGAAAUCCUCAACGGUAUACAAAACGUUUGUUCGCAUUGGAUCGGGUCUCUCAUUGGAAGAUUAUGAAUGGAUCAAUAUGAAACCCUGGAAGCCGUUUAAUAAGUACAAGCCUCCGUAUUGGCUACGUGUGUCGCCUGAGUCUGGGACUGAGGACAAAGGUGACGUGUUCCUGGAGCCCGAGGAGUCGUUCAUCAUUACUGUCAAGGCGGCAUCCAUCAGUCCAUCAGACCAGUAUGCCGCAGGAAUGACGAUGCGCUUUCCAAGAUGUCAAAAUAUUCGACAUAAUUUUAGCUUGGAGAAUUGCAUGUCGAUUUCAGGUAAGUUGCUAUUUCCGGUUCUCACUUCUCGCCCUUCACUCGCCAUCUCACGAUGGCCCUUCUCGAAGAGAAGAAAAGGUGUGAAGAAGAAGGUGGGAUUACCUUCGCAUAAAGGCCAGGAUUUAUCGGGUGUUGAAUCGAGGAGUGAGUUAUUUGAGGGGAGGAAAUUCCAUGUUAUUAUGGCUAGUGGGCCAAAGCAGAAGUACCCCAAGGCAGAAGUUGAACGAAUGAUUAAAGAGCAUGGGGGUAGCAUUCAUCAAUCCUACAGUAAAGUCGAGGGUGUUACCAUCAUUUACGGUGGUACCGUUAAGAGCAAGUACCCAUUUUCAUCUAUCAUUAAAAACGACAUACAUGAUAUUAUUAAGCCGGAGUGGAUCGUGGAUUGUAUUGAGGGGAACAGCAUCGUUGCGCUAGGGAGACAGUAUUAUUUUCAUGUUACUGAGGAGACUCAGGUGAGCGCGGAGUAUCGUGGUGGCGAAGUUGAAGGCGAGGUGCAUGAAGAUGUGGACGAUGUGCCGUCAACUUCCAGGCGACCCAUGGUUCCAGCUGGGGAAUUAAACGAAGGGGCAAGUGAGCGGGGAAGUUCGGAAACGGAGGAUGAGGGUGAGGAUAAGGAUGGAGUGUUGGUCGGUCCUGGCAAUCUGGAUUCAGAUUCCUGGAUACAUGUCAUUUCAGCCCAAAUUGCUGAGAAUGCGAAAGAGAAGGGCAAUAAUGAUAAGGAGAAGGGGAAGAAGCUGAAGGGGACUGACGAGUUAGGAUCGAGUAUGGAAAAGUUUAGAGAGAGGGAGAGUGACACGGAGUCAGAAGGGGGACUCACGGAGGGGGAGGAGAUUGACUUGGAUGAGGUGAGGAGUGUGGGGAGUGAGGAUGGGGAUGAUUUCGACAUUACGAUGGGUGAAUCCGAUGAUGCCAUGGAGUAUGAUACUGAGAAGAUAUUUAAACAUUUACAUUUCUAUAUCGAUACGCAAGAGAAUGCUCGCUCUAACGGGCUCAGCGUCGAGGAUUCUGGCGGAUCAGACGAUCAGGAGCUCAUCAAUUCAGAAUUAGAGGAAGUGGAGAGGAAUAUCGAGGAAAAUGGAGGUCAAGUGACGAGCGAACUCAGUCAUCCCAAGUUGACACAUAUCAUUUUGCACAAGUGAGAUCUGUGUCAGGGUCGCGUCCGGGGUCGAGGGGGUCCGGGCGUAGCGUCCGGUGCUGAGGACCUCAUGGGGGGUGGAUCGGGCGUGCGUACUGGCAGCCCCGAUGUGGGACGGCGAUCCCUGGCCACUUAGACUGAAGUGGGAAUGUUGAGUUAUUAUUAAAAGGGGAACUAUGCUACUUACCUGAAGUGGGAAUGUUGAGAAGAAGGUUACUUCUUCGGUUCCCACCCCAGGUGUAUUUAUAUACAUGUGGCUUAGGUCACAUGAGGUCCGCCACGUCACCCCACAUACAGCCACAGUCACCUGGGUGUCCCCGUGGGGGAUCCUGAGGGUGUAUGCUGCACACGCGUGCACUAGGUUGCACCCUAGAGCCGUCCGGGGUCAUCCGGGGCCAGGCAUGUCACGUGCGCAUCG
This is a messenger RNA of Cantharellus anzutake, 3249 nucleotides long. Its product is annotated as ATP dependent DNA ligase domain-containing protein. Gene Ontology annotation, biological process: nucleotide-excision repair, DNA gap filling; DNA recombination; double-strand break repair via nonhomologous end joining. NCBI's taxonomy places the organism in Eukaryota, Fungi, Basidiomycota, Agaricomycetes, Cantharellales, Hydnaceae. Gene Ontology annotation, molecular function: DNA ligase (ATP) activity; ATP binding; DNA binding. The annotation marks the transcript as partial. The record is from RefSeq and is a predicted model, not a curated record. Gene Ontology annotation, cellular component: DNA ligase IV complex. The transcript is spliced from 27 exons.